AUGGACGGAAUGAUGUCCACGUCCUCCGGGCUCUCCUACCACCAUGGAGGGGACUUCUACCCCAGAAAGCUCGGGCCGAAGCCCGACGUGGUGCCGUCGGGGGUGACGGAGAGGAAGGUGGGCCCGCUGGACAAGCCCGACAUGGUGUCUGUGGACGUGCUCAACCUGAAGGAAGCAGAUGUCCCCAUGCACCGGAAGAAGCUGGAGCACGACACCUACGUCCUGGGAACGAUUCACCCGUUCAGGAGGACGCACAGAUCCAUCACUGGGAAACUCCUGCAGGAGUUCAGGCUGGUGUCCUCGGACAGGCGGUCGUGGAGGAUCCUGCUGUUCGGGGCCCUCAACCUGCUGUGCACCGGCUGUCUGCUGAUGUGGUGCAGCUCCACCAACAGCAUGGCUCUGACUGCCUACACCUACCUCACCAUCUUCGACCUCUUCAGCUUGAUCACCUGUCUCAUCAGCUCCUGGGUCACCAUGAAGAAGCCCAGUCAGGUCUUCUCCUUCGGGUUUGAGAGGCUGGAGGUUUUGGCAGUGUUCGCUUCCACGGUGCUGGUCCAGCUGGGAGCUUUGUUCAUUCUGAAGGAAAGUGUGGAGCGCUUCAUGGAGCAGCCUGAAGUCCAUACUGGUCGUCUUCUGGUCGGGACAUUCGUAGCUCUUUUCUUCAACCUGCUGACGUUGCUGUCGGUCAGAAACAAGCCGUUCUCCUACGUCUCUGAAGCGGCGAGCAGCAGUUGGCUUCAGGAACACGUUGCAGAUCUCAGUCGAAGUUUGUGCGGCAUCGUUCCGGGUCUGAGCAGCGUCCUGCUGCCCCGCAUGAACCCCUUCGUCCUGAUCAACAUGGCCGGCGCGCUGUCGCUCUGCAUCACGUACAUGCUCAUCGAGAUCAAUAACUACAACGCGGUGGACACGGCGUCCGCCGUCGCCAUUGCUCUCAUGACGUUCGGCACCAUGUACCCCAUGAGUGUGUACAGUGGGAAAGUUCUGCUGCAGACCACGCCGUCUCACAUUAUCGGACAGCUGGACAAACUGCUCAGAGAGGUGUCCACGUUAGACGGAGUCCUCGAGGUUCGAAACGAACAUUUCUGGACCAUCGGCUUCGGUUCUCUGGCUGGCUCCGCCCACGUCCGAAUCCGCCGCGAUGCUAACGAGCAGCUGGUCCUGGCUCACGUCACCAACCGGCUGCUGCCGCUCGUCUCCACGCUGACCGUCCAGAUCUUCAAGGACGACUGGACCCGCCCCCUGCUGACCGGCGCCCUGUCCUCCUCCUCCUCCUCCUCGCCCUCGUCCUCCGCCGCGCCCCCUGUGGGCGUGGCCGAAGGCUACGCCCUGUCCUCCUCCUCGCUGCCUCCUCUGCUGCUGGACCCGCUGACCUCCACGCCCUCCAAGCUCAGCAGCCCUCCUCCGGAGUUCGCCUUCGACACCCCGGGGCGGAACGUGCAGCCGGUGGUGCUGCCGGCGCCGGGGCACCACGCCCACCACGCCCAGCGGCCCUACGGAGGCCUGGGACUCUCCUACGGAGCGCCGCCCUAUGCCGGGGUGCUGGGUCAGGGGCUGGCCCGGCCCGGCGGCGGACUGGGACUGGGCGUGCCGGGUCUGGGCUCCGGGGCCGGGUUCGGACUGGCCCCCUCUCAGAGCUACAGGACUGCCCUGGGAGGACCGACAGCCCCGCUGCGAUUUGGAACCAGCAACCCUCUUUCUGCACAGUCACAGUACCGACAGUACCGACCCUGAUGAACCCGCUCCGGUUCUCCGGCUCUCCUGUUCCUCCAGUCGCUUCGUUUCUCGGGAUUUCUGUCGUGGUCGUUUCAGACUAAAGAUGUUUCCUCCUGACUUCAGUUUUCGGUGUUCGAUCCUUCGAGUCUCCGCUGGCUUCAGAGCAGAGACUGAUAUUUAUUUAGCUAACGGGACCAAAAGUGACUCAAGUCACGUUUGUCUUUUUGUUUUGUUUCUUUCGUUUCGUUCUGUCUUUUUUUUUUUGUAAUUGUUUUAGGAAACCGUUCUGAGAAGUUUGAGACUUUUGCGCAGCGAGUGUUCGUCAGACAGCUAAUUAGCAACAAAUGUGUAACAGAGCUGCAACGCCCGGCUGGUGACCCUGAAAAACAUCUCCACCAUUCAGUAAGGUCAGCGUUAAGGCUGAUAAACAACCAAAAGACCAGUCAUCAUCAGCGGAUGAAGCCCCCCAUGAAACAGGAUUCAUAAUUACCAGUGGAGCUCCUCAGGGUUCAGCUGUGGGCCCUUUAUUUUUUAAUCUUGAUUCCAUUAGUUUUAUUGAAUGUAUUUGACUUGGAGCAGUUGGACAGGUUUGGACCAACUGAUGAAGAAAAGCUUGAAAUUAAUCUGAUUGCUUUUUUUUUUUUUUUUUUUUUUUCAUAUUUUUUGGGUCAUUUGAGAGUUAAAACACAGAAACACUAAACCGAUUCUUCAACAACACAUGAAACUGGAAACAUUCCAACCUGCAGACACAUUCACAGCUUCAACGGUUACAUCUUUCUCUUACCAAAACCUUGACGUGGAAAUAUUCCAACAGAUAUUUCCUGUUUUUGAUUGUUUUCAUCCUUGUGGCAUCUCGAAAAGAUGACAAUUCAGCUUUUGUAUUUCACUCAUAUAGACUUGAAAUAUUUGGGAUAGUUGUGAUAAUUGAGGCCUUGAGUUUGAAAGGAAAUCUUCCAAUAGUUAAACAUUUGGGGAUGCUGUAUUUUUAUUUUCCUGACUUUAAAGCUCAACAGGAUGAAUUGAGUGAAUGUUUUAGUUCGUGUGGUACAUUUUGAUGACCGUUUUCUUACUUUAUCCAGUUGAUUUCUCUGUGAAAUGUGCCUGUAAUCCUGUAAUCUGAGUUGAAUCUGGUGGUUUCUUCAUGUUGCAGCUCUGCAGACGUCACCUCUGUGGAAUCAGUGAAGCAUUUUGGGAUUUUUUUACGCUGCUGGAAGUGGAAGUCGUUUCUGUUUUUAUGCUUUAUUUUACAGCCUGGCGUCAGGCAGAGGGUCAGGAGACAGGCUGAAGCUUCCUGACGUUUGGAAGCGCUUCAGGUGAAGGGUUGAUGAGGCCUUCGGUCUGAUUCCAGGCGUCUUGAUUCAAACUGUCUCGGUUAUUAAAAAUCCGCUCCUGAACGAGA
Salarias fasciatus (jewelled blenny) is the source of this 3112-nucleotide messenger RNA. RefSeq names its product solute carrier family 30 member 6 (gene slc30a6). The coding region runs from base 1 to 1731 and encodes 576 amino acids. Gene Ontology annotation, molecular function: monoatomic cation transmembrane transporter activity. Gene Ontology annotation, biological process: zinc ion transport; transmembrane transport. Lineage: Eukaryota; Metazoa; Chordata; Actinopteri; Blenniiformes; Blenniidae. The transcript has 15 exons. Gene Ontology annotation, cellular component: Golgi apparatus; membrane. The record is from RefSeq and is a predicted model, not a curated record.